CCCUGUAUUUUAUAAACCGAUAAAAAUAAAUUAUUGGAGAUAAAGAUCAUUCGCACUUCCCGGUUUUUCAGGAUCCCCUGAUUACCGAUCGCGGCGCAUGCUCAAUCCUGGUGUAGUCUUGUAAAUUAAAAAUCGAUCUAUGCCGCAGCCGCAGCCGCUUUCAUUCCUGUCAGACCCAGUUAGGGUGGUAAAUAAGACCGAUUUGUUUCAAAGAUUCGCCAAAAUGGGGUCGUUGUUUCGAAGUGCCGAAAUGACGCUUUGUCAACUUUUCUUGCAAAGUGAAGCUGCCUAUGCAUGUGUGUCAGAACUUGGUGAACUGGGUCUUGUCCAGUUUCGAGAUUUAAACCCUGACGUAAAUGUUUUCCAAAGAAAAUUUGUCAAUGAAGUCCGGAGAUGUGACGAAAUGGAAAGAAAACUUCGGUACUUGGAGAAGGAAAUUAAGAAAGAUGGAAUUCCGAUGCUGGACACUGGUGAAAAUCCAGAAGCACCGCAGCCUAGAGAAAUGAUCGAUCUGGAAGCCACUUUUGAGAAACUGGAAAAUGAGCUACGUGAAGUGAAUCAGAAUGCAGAAGCAUUGAAAAGGAACUUCCUGGAGCUGACGGAACUGAAACAAAUCUUGCGUAAGACACAAGUCUUUUUUGACGAGCACGAGGGGGGCACUAACCCCACUGAAUCUAUGACCAGAGCCCUCAUAAGUGAAGACUCUAUUGCCAGACAGAGCGGCUCCGUUCAGCUAGGUUUUCCGGAGAAGAAUUAUGAUCCAGAGGAUUACUACCCAUGCUUCGUCGCUGGAGUCAUUCUUCGCGAGAGGAUCCCUGCCUUCGAGCGUAUGCUUUGGAGAGCUUGUCGCGGAAAUGUGUUCCUUCGUCAGGCCGAAAUUGAGACACCUCUGGAAGACCCGUCUACGGGUGAUCAAGUCUACAAGUCAGUGUUCAUCAUCUUCUUUCAAGGUGAUCAGCUGAAAACCCGAGUAAAGAAAAUCUGUGAAGGAUUCAGGGCGACUUUGUAUCCGUGCCCAGAGGCGCCGGCUGACCGUAGGGAAAUGGCCAUGGGAGUCAUGACCCGCAUUGAAGAUUUAAAUACGGUUUUGGGACAAACCCAAGAUCACAGACAUAGAGUUCUCGUGGCGGCAGCGAAGAAUAUCAAGAAUUGGUUCGUCAAAGUCAGAAAAAUCAAAGCGAUCUACCAUACUUUAAAUUUAUUCAAUUUGGACGUGACGCAGAAAUGUUUGAUAGCCGAGUGUUGGGUGCCGGUGUUAGAUUUGGAAAAUAUUCAGUUGGCUCUUAGGAGGGGAACGGAACGCAGUGGAAGCUCUGUACCGCCGAUUUUAAAUAGGAUGGAUACGUCCGAAGAUCCGCCAACUUAUAAUCACACGAACAAAUUCACGACCGCUUUUCAAGCUUUAUACGACUCGUACGGUAUAGCGUCGUAUAGGGAAAUGAACCCUACUCCUUACACAAUUAUCACUUUCCCGUUCUUGUUUGCUGUCAUGUUUGGCGAUUUCGGGCACGGUCUCAUCAUGGCCAUCUUCGGUGCCUGGAUGGUUCUAAAAGAGAAGCCGUUAGCCGCCAAAAAAUCUGAUAACGAGAUCUGGAACAUAUUCUUUGGUGGCCGAUACAUAAUUUUACUGAUGGGCAUAUUCUCUAUGUACACCGGUCUGAUAUAUAACGACGUUUUUUCCAAGUCCCUGAAUAUUUUCGGAUCCAGUUGGAAAGUAUCAAAUUUAAAUACUUCUUAUGUCGAGGGUCUUGGUCAAUCAGAACAUAUGUUAAAUCCAGCGACAGACGAUUAUUCAGAAUCCCCAUAUGUGUUUGGUUUAGAUCCUGUAUGGCAACUAGCAAAAAAUAAAAUUAUCUUUCUCAAUUCUUUUAAAAUGAAGCUCUCGAUUAUUAUUGGUAUCCUUCACAUGUUGUUUGGAGUUGCCAUUAGCUACAUUAAGAAUAUGCAUUUCAAUAACCGUCUAAAUAUUAUUUGCGAAUUUAUUCCCCAAGUUAUUUUCUUAUGUUUUUUGUUCCUCUACAUGGUCCUGAUGAUGUUUAUUAAAUGGUUUAUGUACUAUGCAAAUAGGAUCGAUACAGAUGAAGAAUUUAUUUAUGGAACCAGGUGCGCCCCAUCAAUCCUUUUGCUGUUUAUUGGAAUGAUUUUAAAUAAGGAUCCUGUGUAUGAAGACAGAUGUCAGACAGGUUAUUUGUAUGCCGGACAAGGAAUAAUCCAAAAGUUGUUACUUAUUUGCGCUUUACUUUGUGUUCCAUGGAUGUUACUUGCUAAACCGCUAAUGAUCAGGAGGGCGAGAAAACAAGCUGAACUUCGAAAUGUAAAUCAUAACCAACUACACUCCGCUACUGAAAACGGUGACGCGGAACAGCCAAUACAUAACAAUACGUCACAGACGGCAGUUGCACAGCAGGGAGGCGGAGAACAUGACGACGAACCAAUGUCAGAAAUUUAUAUCCACCAGGGAAUCCACACGAUCGAAUACGUACUGGGCUCGAUCUCGCACACUGCUUCUUAUCUUCGAUUGUGGGCAUUGUCACUGGCUCAUGCACAACUAUCUGAAGUACUAUGGCAAAUGGUCUUGAGCAAAGGCUUAAAGGUUGAAGGUUGGGCCGGUGGCGUGGUCCUUUACCUUAUAUUUGCCGCUUGGGGUACUCUUACCAUUUCCAUUCUUGUAUUGAUGGAAGGUCUCUCUGCGUUCUUGCACACCUUGCGUCUGCAUUGGGUGGAGUUUUGCUCCAAAUUUUAUUCAGGAUCCGGCUAUGCUUUCCAGCCUUUCUCGUUCGAAAUCAUUCUGGAGUCCGCUGGUCAAGUUAAAGAAGAAUAAGUUUUUAGGAGAAGUAAAGAUUAAUUUAGUUAAUUGAUUUUAUACCGUUUUUUUUUUAAUGUUCCGUAUAUAUGGAGUAGAAUUUAACAGACAAAAAUUAAUGUUCUUCUUGUUAUAGCAUCGCUUGUGAAAUGAUUGUUAAAAUGAAAUUCCGAGGAAACGUGUUGAUUAUUAGAGUACUUAUUACAUAGUUUUUCAAAUGUAAUCGCAUUAUUCCAUAAUUAGUAUAAAAACGUGUAAUAUAUAAAAUGUAUUCAGACAACUCAAAUAAAAGCAUCUAAACAAUA
This is a messenger RNA of Anthonomus grandis grandis, 3108 nucleotides long. It is a transcript of the gene Vha100-1, whose product is annotated as V-type proton ATPase 116 kDa subunit a 1. Gene Ontology annotation, molecular function: proton-transporting ATPase activity, rotational mechanism; ATPase binding. Gene Ontology annotation, cellular component: plasma membrane; vacuolar proton-transporting V-type ATPase complex; vacuolar proton-transporting V-type ATPase, V0 domain. The coding region runs from base 140 to 2821 and encodes 893 amino acids. Gene Ontology annotation, biological process: vacuolar acidification; proton transmembrane transport. The transcript has 17 exons. NCBI's taxonomy places the organism in Eukaryota, Metazoa, Arthropoda, Insecta, Coleoptera, Curculionidae. The record is from RefSeq and is a predicted model, not a curated record.